This is a messenger RNA of Ctenopharyngodon idella (grass carp), 3750 nucleotides long. RefSeq names its product ankyrin repeat and SOCS box containing 2a, tandem duplicate 1 (gene asb2a.1). Gene Ontology annotation, biological process: RNA processing; intracellular signal transduction. Bases 1015 to 3084 code for a protein of 689 amino acids. The transcript has 12 exons. Lineage: Eukaryota; Metazoa; Chordata; Actinopteri; Cypriniformes; Xenocyprididae. Gene Ontology annotation, molecular function: RNA nuclease activity; protein binding; RNA binding. The record is from RefSeq and is a predicted model, not a curated record.
GGUGACAGUCAAAGGCCUCUCUCAGAGAGCUAAACAAGUCCCAGUGCAAGCGUCGAGUGUGCCACCAAACUCUGUGGAAAAACAACAACAAAAAAACUUUUCAGUUUGGAAAUCUGACUGAGUUAAGGAAGGGGAAACAUUUUUAAGGGGGGUCUGGUCCGCUGGUCCUGGUGGCCGUGACGGAGCCAUAACGAAGUGGAACCAGGAUACCGGAGGGCUGAGGUGGCGCCAGAGAGACUAAGGGUCGAGGUGGAGCCAGAGGGAGGGCGGAGCCAGACGGAGCCAUGGGGUGGAGAGACGAAGUGCAGCAGGCGGCUUGCAAGUCCGUGGCACAGGCUUGGCGACGUCUGCCCAAGGUGGAGCCGGAGUAAUGAAUGAGCCCAGUGGAGCCGUAAGUCCGAUGGUCCCAGAUGGAGCCGAUGGAGGGAGGAGCCAAGGCAGAGGAGUCUGGACGACGGACUGAGGUGGAGUGACGGGAUCAGCAGAUGGAUACCACUGUCCAGGAGGAGCUGGAUACCAGAAGGCCCGGGGUGGAUCCAUGCCAAAGAGGGGAGGUUGAGGAGGACCUGAGGGGCUGAUGGGAGAGAGCGGUGACUGGGCAGAGAAACUGGCUGAAGUUUGAAGAGAAGGUGGAAGGCUAAGAGGGAUCAUAGGAGACGCAGGAGACUUGAAGCGGGGACAAAAGAGACAAGGUAACAUCUUCAAACAAAUGAAAUAGUUUAGAGGUCACCCCCAGUGGCGGGAGUGUGGGCAGGGCUCCUUUCCAUCUCCUCAAACUCCACGAUGACGGACUAUGUUGCUGGCUCACACACUUGGUCAGACAUCUUGUGAGGCUCAGGCUCGGGGGUGAUGGCUUGCCCCACCCUAUUCUCUGACAUGGGCUUGUGCAGGCUGUGGAUAACUGUCUGUGGUGGGUUCAUGCAAACAUUCCGUGCAGCAGGGUGAUGGCAGGCUGGACUCUGGGUGUGGAGUGGGGCUGGUGAUGUCCUCCUCAGCCUGGCAGAUGGAUCCAUCAUGGCAGCCGCCCAUGUGUCCAUGCCAGGUACCAGAGGAACCAACCUGGAAUUUGCGGACUACAGUCUCUAUAGCAACCUGUCUGAUGAUGAGCUCAUGCAGCUGGCAAUCGAGCGGAGCCUUGCUGAUGGCCAGAGCUCUGGGCCGAGGUCAGAAAACUCUAACAAUCCCGCUACUCUGAACACGCCAAGAGUACAACGCCAAGCUCCACCAAUGCAUCGUCCCCAGCAGCAACUAGAACCAGCUGCGUGUCCUGCCAAUCCACCAAGAGAAAAUCCACAGGGUGUGUGUUCAGUGGGUCACUUUGUGACUGGUUCUGGCAAGCGAAUGGUGGCAUAUCGAAGAUAUGAUGGAACUAUGCAAGUCGUACCUGAGCCUGAAGAGGAGAUUGCGCCUAUUGUUAAGGCCAUUUUGGACGGUGAUGUAGGAACAGUGAGACUAUUGGUUAAGCAACCUGGUUGCAAUGUUCUUGCACCAAAUAAAGAUGGAUGGAUUCCUUUGCACGAGGCGGCAUAUUAUGGACAAGAUCAAUGCAUUAAGAUUCUCCUGAGAGCUCAACCUGGAAUGGUUAACCAGCGCACUUUAAAAGGGAAGACUGCUUUAAUGUUCGCUGUGGCCAGGGAUCACCUUGCAUGUGUAGAGAGUCUUCUGGAGAAUGGGGCUGAUCCUGAUAUUUCCAAUAUGGAGAGGGAGACUCCCCUUUACAAAGCUUGUGAGAAGGAGAACCCAGCAAUGGUUGCCAUGUUACUGAAUUAUGGCGCCUCUGUGAAUAAGAACUGUAUUCAAGGCUGGACCGCUCUCCAUGAGAGUGUGUGCAGGAACAAUGUGGAAAUCUGUGAGAUGCUGGUAAAAGCUGGAGCCAAAGUCAACAUGCCCAACAUGUACGGAAUUACUCCUAUCUUUGUCGCCGCCCAAAGUGGAAAAGUGGAUGCACUUCGCAUGCUUUUAAAAAAUGGUGCAGAUCUCAACAGCCAGGCCACAGAUGGAGCCACAGCGCUGUAUGAAGCCUGUAAAAAUGGUCAUGAUGACAUUGUAGAGUUCCUUCUAUCUCAAAAUGCAGACGCCAACAAGCCGGGCAAAACAGGACUGAUGCCAAUCCAUAUUGCUGCCCAGCGUGGCAAUGAUGGCAAAGACUUCGGGCGUACCCACAAAAAUACCAGGGAAACUAACAAGGUAAGACUCAAGAACACAAAACUUCUCAUUUUCAGCAUUGUAUCCAUGCUGAUCCGAGCCACAAGUAAGGCCAGAGUCAGACGUUCAGGUAUCAGCCCUCUCCAUUUAGCAGCGGAGCGCAACAGAAAUGAUAUUCUCGAGUUACUGAUCGAGGCUGGCUUUGAUGUCAAUGCCACACUGUCUGAUGAUCGUUCUAUGAUGUAUGAAGAUCGACGCAGCACAGCUCUCUACUUUGCGGUCAUAAACAACAACAUCGAUGCUACCACCAUGCUCCUGGAGGCUGGUGCUAACCCAAACCUGGACACGUUCAAACCGCUCCUGGUGGCCCUGAGGCAGGGUUGCAUACAGACAGUGACUAUGCUGGUGAAACAUGGUGCUGAUGUCAAUGCCUACAUCCCAACUCACCCAACUGCCUUUCCAGCUGCUGUUAUGUUCUGUUUGAAGAAUCUGUCCUUACUGAAGUAUCUGAUGGAUAAUGGCUGUGAUGCCUUGUCAUGUUUUAAUUGUGUUUAUGGCAGAAAUCCUCAUCCUCCUAUAAAGAUUAGGCGUAAUCUAAGAUAUGAUUCAGAAGAAACUAUGGAAAAGACCUGUGUUCAGUUCUGCGAGUUGAUCUCCACCGAAACCUACUCCCACUGGGCAGGACCGAUUAUAGACGUGCUGCUUGACUAUGUUGGGCACGUGAAACUCUGUGCACGCCUCAUUGAACAUCUGGACAGUUAUUACGAGUGGCAAUGCAUCAAAGAGAAAUCAACGCCUCCACGCCCACUCAUGCAGCUCUGCAGACUGGAAAUCCGCAAACUGCUCGGGAUCAACAGACUGAAGAAAAUUUGCAAGCUUCCAGUUCCUCCAAGGUUGAUCAAAUUCCUAAAUCAUCAAGAACGAGAGAUAGACUUUUAAGCCUGCCAGAGUGUUGUAGUUAGUACAGAGAGAACAAUGACAUUAGAAAAUCAUAUACUUCUGUUUGAAGAACUUGCACUAAGCUAAAAUUCUAGAAUAAAUAUUGUUUACGUUCUGAAUCAAUUUUUGCACAAAUGUAACAAACAAAUGUGCUGCUUAAUAGUGUAAAAAGCCAUAAAUGUUUAUAUGUAAUUAUCAGACAUAAACAGAAUUUAGAGAACAUGUAUUAAAUAGAUUUAGUGGGUACAUAGUAUUAUAUUUUGUCUGUAGCCUAUGCUUAAAAAAAAGUUAUAAGGGGUGUUAUUGGCACCAAAAAUGACAGAGGGUGACAGAAAAUAUUUUUACUUAUUGCAGUGUAGUAGAAAUAUAUAGAACGUAUUAAGAAGUAUACUUGAUGUUUAUGUGUAUAGUUUUGUAUUUUUACUUUUGACUGGUUUUCUUAGUCAGGUGUACAUUUCUAGGAUUUUGAGGUUUUACUUGCUUGCAAAGCGAACCAAUACUCAGAAAUGCAUCACAUUCUUCGAACUUUAAAUGCUAUAUAAAUUUUAAAUGGCAUAAAUUUCCCCGAUUUAGUCAGUGCUUUAUAAGUUACCUGUGACAAUGCAUAUGUUUGAACAACUUCCAAUCAUAUGACUCUUAUCUACCAAUAAAGUGUUGUUAACUAAU